This is a messenger RNA of Miscanthus lutarioriparius, 393 nucleotides long. NCBI's taxonomy places the organism in Eukaryota, Viridiplantae, Streptophyta, Magnoliopsida, Poales, Poaceae. The record is from the annotation of a GenBank genome assembly.
AUGGUGGCUCUCGAGCUAUGCACGGUCAAGAGCUUUUCAAAAGCUCCGGUAGAAGACUCCGUUGUCUGCUCCUACCUUUUGCUCUUGGCCAUGUUGGUAAACAGGGAGGAGGAUGUGCAGGAGCUACGGGCGCGGGGUCUCCUGAAGGGAGGAGGAGGGCUCACCAAUGAGGAGGCGCUCCACUUCUUCACAAGCUUCCAAAGUCUACGCUUCGGACCAUGCUACAACCGCGUCAUGCGAGGCAUCGAGAUAUACAAGGAAAACAGAAGGAUGCAGACCAAGCUGUAUGCGUUUUGUUACAACAACAAGAAAAUCAUCGCCGCGGUUCUCACCGGCAUCGGUGUACUUGUCGGGAUCAUAGGGACACUCCUGUCAAUCAAGAAAUCCUUUUGA